Molecule: messenger RNA, 9273 nt
Organism: Talpa occidentalis (Iberian mole)
Lineage: Eukaryota; Metazoa; Chordata; Mammalia; Eulipotyphla; Talpidae
Gene: SMC1A
Product: structural maintenance of chromosomes 1A
Exons: 25
Coding region: 98-3799 (1233 amino acids)
Biological process (GO): sister chromatid cohesion
Cellular component (GO): chromosome; nucleus; cohesin complex
Molecular function (GO): protein binding; ATP hydrolysis activity; DNA binding
Source: RefSeq, a predicted model, not a curated record
ACCGCCCGGCCUGCACUGCGGUGUUUCCCGCGCGGGUUACCCCAGUUCCCCGGCGUACGGCGCGGCCUUUAGUACCGCCGCCGGCGCCGCCGCCGUCAUGGGUUUCCUGAAACUGAUUGAGAUCGAGAACUUUAAGUCGUAUAAGGGUCGACAGAUUAUCGGACCAUUUCAGAGGUUCACCGCCAUCAUUGGACCCAAUGGCUCUGGGAAGUCAAAUCUCAUGGAUGCCAUCAGCUUUGUGUUGGGAGAAAAAACCAGCAACCUGCGGGUAAAGACCCUGAGGGACCUGAUCCAUGGAGCUCCUGUGGGCAAGCCAGCUGCCAAUCGGGCCUUUGUCAGCAUGGUCUACUCUGAGGAGGGUGCUGAGGAUCGCACAUUUGCCCGUGUCAUUGUUGGAGGUUCCUCUGAGUAUAAGAUCAACAACAAAGUGGUCCAGCUACAUGAAUACAGCGAGGAAUUAGAGAAACUGGGCAUUCUUAUCAAAGCUCGUAACUUCCUCGUCUUUCAGGGUGCUGUGGAAUCUAUUGCCAUGAAGAACCCCAAAGAGAGAACAGCUCUGUUUGAAGAGAUAAGUCGCUCUGGGGAGCUGGCCCAGGAGUAUGACAAGAGAAAGAAGGAAAUGGUGAAGGCUGAGGAGGACACUCAGUUUAAUUAUCACCGCAAAAAAAACAUCGCAGCUGAACGCAAGGAGGCUAAACAGGAGAAAGAAGAGGCUGAUCGCUACCAGCGCCUGAAGGAUGAAGUAGUACGAGCUCAGGUACAACUGCAGCUUUUUAAACUUUACCAUAAUGAGGUGGAAAUCGAGAAGCUCAAUAAGGAACUGGCCUCUAAGAACAAGGAGAUCGAGAAGGACAAGAAGCGAAUGGACAAAGUAGAGGAUGAGCUGAAGGAGAAGAAGAAGGAGCUGGGCAAAAUGAUGCGAGAGCAGCAGCAGAUUGAGAAAGAGAUCAAGGAGAAGGACUCAGAGCUGAACCAGAAGCGGCCUCAGUACAUCAAAGCCAAAGAAAAUACCUCCCACAAAAUCAAGAAGCUGGAAGCAGCCAAGAAGUCCCUACAGAAUGCUCAGAAACAUUACAAGAAGCGUAAAGGUGAUAUGGAUGAACUGGAAAAGGAGAUGCUGUCGGUAGAAAAAGCCCGACAGGAGUUUGAGGAGCGGAUGGAAGAGGAGAGUCAGAGUCAGGGUAGAGACUUGACUUUGGAGGAGAAUCAAGUGAAGAAAUACCAUCGGUUGAAAGAAGAAGCCAGCAAGAGAGCAGCUACCCUGGCCCAGGAACUGGAAAAGUUUAAUCGAGACCAGAAAGCAGAUCAGGACCGGCUGGAUCUGGAAGAGCGGAAGAAAGUAGAGACAGAGGCGAAAAUCAAGCAAAAACUGCGGGAGAUUGAAGAGAAUCAGAAGCGAAUUGAGAAACUGGAGGAAUACAUCACAACUAGCAAGCAGUCCUUGGAGGAGCAAAAGAAACUAGAGGGGGAGCUGACAGAGGAGGUAGAGAUGGCCAAGCGGCGAAUUGAUGAGAUCAAUAAGGAGCUGAACCAGGUGAUGGAGCAACUGGGGGAUGCCCGUAUAGAUCGCCAGGAGAGCAGCCGCCAACAGAGAAAGGCAGAGAUUAUGGAAAGCAUCAAGCGCCUAUACCCUGGCUCUGUGUAUGGCCGCCUCAUUGACCUCUGCCAGCCCACACAAAAGAAGUACCAGAUUGCUGUAACCAAAGUUUUGGGCAAGAACAUGGAUGCCAUUAUUGUGGACUCAGAGAAGACAGGCAGGGACUGUAUUCAGUAUAUCAAGGAGCAACGUGGGGAGCCUGAGACCUUCUUGCCUCUUGACUACCUGGAGGUGAAGCCUACAGAUGAGAAACUCCGGGAGCUGAAGGGGGCCAAACUGGUGAUUGAUGUGAUUCGUUACGAGCCACCUCACAUCAAAAAGGCCCUUCAGUAUGCUUGUGGCAAUGCUCUUGUCUGUGACAAUGUGGAAGAUGCCCGCCGCAUUGCCUUUGGAGGCCAUCAGCGCCACAAGACAGUGGCCCUGGAUGGGACCCUGUUCCAGAAGUCAGGAGUGAUUUCUGGUGGGGCAAGUGACCUGAAGGCCAAGGCACGGCGCUGGGAUGAGAAAGCAGUAGACAAGUUGAAAGAGAAGAAGGAGCGGUUGACAGAGGAACUGAAAGAGCAGAUGAAGGCAAAACGGAAGGAGGCAGAGCUGCGUCAGGUGCAGUCUCAGGCCCAUGGACUGCAGAUGCGGCUCAAAUACUCACAGAGUGACCUAGAACAGACCAAGACACGACAUCUAGCCCUGAAUCUGCAGGAAAAGUCCAAACUGGAGAGCGAGCUAGCCAAUUUUGGGCCUCGCAUCAAUGAUAUCAAGAGGAUCAUCCAGAGCCGAGAGAGGGAAAUGAAAGACUUGAAGGAGAAGAUGAACCAGGUAGAGGAUGAAGUGUUUGAAGAGUUUUGUCGGGAGAUAGGUGUGCGUAACAUCCGGGAGUUUGAAGAAGAAAAGGUGAAGCGACAGAAUGAAAUCGCCAAAAAGCGUUUGGAGUUUGAGAAUCAGAAGACUCGCUUGGGCAUCCAGUUGGAUUUUGAAAAGAACCAACUGAAGGAGGACCAAGAUAAAGUGCAUAUGUGGGAGCAGACAGUGAAAAAGGAUGAAAAUGAGAUAGAAAAGCUCAAGAAGGAGGAGCAAAGACACAUGAAGAUAAUCGAUGAGACCAUGGCCCAACUACAAGACCUGAAGAAUCAGCAUCUGGCCAAGAAGUCGGAGGUGAAUGACAAGAAUCAUGAGAUGGAGGAGAUUCGUAAAAAACUGGGGGGCGCUAACAAGGAAAUGACCCAUUUACAAAAGGAGGUGACAGCCAUUGAGACCAAGCUUGAACAGAAGCGCAGUGAUCGCCACAACCUGCUACAGGCCUGCAAAAUGCAAGACAUCAAGUUGCCACUGUCUAAGGGCACCAUGGACGAUAUUAGUCAGGAAGAGGGUAGCUCCCAGGGGGAGGAUUCAGUGAGUGGUUCCCAGCGAACUUCCAGUAUCUAUGCUCGAGAGGCCCUCAUAGAGAUCGACUAUGGUGACCUAUGUGAGGAUCUGAAGGAUGCCCAGGCCGAGGAGGAGAUCAAGCAGGAGAUGAACACACUGCAACAGAAACUGAAUGAGCAGCAGAGUGUGCUCCAACGUAUUGCUGCUCCCAACAUGAAGGCCAUGGAGAAGCUGGAAAGUGUCCGAGAUAAGUUCCAGGAGACGUCAGAUGAGUUUGAGGCAGCCCGAAAGCGAGCCAAGAAGGCUAAGCAAGCAUUCGAACAGAUCAAGAAGGAGCGUUUUGACCGCUUCAAUGCUUGUUUUGAAUCUGUGGCCACCAACAUCGAUGAGAUCUACAAGGCCCUGUCCCGCAACAGCAGUGCCCAGGCAUUCCUGGGCCCCGAGAACCCUGAGGAGCCGUAUUUGGAUGGCAUCAACUACAACUGCGUGGCUCCUGGCAAACGAUUCCGGCCUAUGGACAAUUUGUCAGGGGGGGAGAAAACGGUGGCAGCUCUGGCCCUACUCUUUGCCAUUCACAGCUACAAGCCAGCCCCCUUCUUCGUCCUGGAUGAGAUCGAUGCUGCCCUGGAUAACACCAACAUUGGCAAGGUGGCAAAUUACAUCAAGGAGCAGUCUACUUGCAAUUUCCAGGCCAUUGUCAUCUCUCUCAAGGAGGAAUUCUACACCAAGGCUGAGAGCCUCAUUGGAGUCUACCCCGAGCAAGGGGACUGUGUGAUCAGCAAAGUCCUGACCUUCGACCUCACCAAGUACCCAGAUGCCAACCCCAACCCCAAUGAGCAGUAGCAGUAGUUCUGUCCUCCCUGUCUGUAUCCCUAAGCUGUCCCUCUCCCAAUCUCCAGAUAUUUGGUUUUCAACCUUCCCUUAACCUCCUGUCCCCAUUUGGUAUAUUCAUGGGAUUCAGGCACUGCUAUCAAGCACGAAGAGGAACAGUGUGAUGUUAGAUCUGGAGCAAAAUUUCCUGAGCUACAGGGAGCAUCCUGGUCUCUGGAAGGUGCUGAGCUGAACUGAGCUGAACAGGGCCAUCUGUUCAUCUUCCUCUUCCCCCAUCUUGGACCUUCCUUCCAUCACCUAUAGUCAUGGGUCCCUUGGGCCCCCUUGCAUUUUUGCUUGUGUGUGGGUAUGCAUGUAUGUCUAUGUGUGCUCAUGUGCGCAUGUGGGUGUGUUUGCAAACUAAUAAAGAUAUUGGAGACCCAUUUUAGAAGACGUCUAGGCGAAUUUGAUUCCAAGAGAGCUUAGUAUGAGUGCACCCCAGAGCUGAGCAAAAAUAUUCAGGACCUCAGAGGAGGGAGACAGUUACAUGAAACUACCCUCAUCCACUCAUUUUGUUUUCAUUCAUGUAUUCCUCACACAAUACUGAACACCCUCUUGCUGGUCAGGCUCUAUGCUAGAAAUACUGAAUCAGGCAUGAUCCCUACCCUCCUGAGGAGAUGCCAUAGGUUUGUGAGUUCCUAUGGUUAGCUGAAUGUCAUGUAUAGACACUUUGAAUUUGAGAAGAGGACGAUCACCUCCAGGCUUCCUGGAGGUCACAUAUGAGGUGGACCUAAACAAAUUGGUAGGAUUUGGUCAGGCACUAGGAACAGAGCCUAAGCUCUGGGGAUAGACAGUUGUCGGUUUUAGUCCCAUUUUUUUUUUACUACCUACUAGUUGUUUGACAUGGGCAAGUCAUUUGACCUUUCUGUGCCUCAGUUUCCUCAUCUGUAAAAUGGGGUUAACAAUAUUACCUACCUCAUAGGAUUUAAUGAUGUCAAGCUCUUCACUGUAGGUCUUAUACCUGCUUGGAGUCCACUAAGUGCUAACCCUCAGAAUAUAAAAACCUUCUCAUGCCUGGACUCCUGAUCCAGUUGUUAGAGAUAAAAGGAACCUCCAAAUCUGGGAGAUGUUGAAUGCCUUGGUUAUUGGGAAACAUUCCAGGGCACUAGUAUGGGGUUUACCUGGUAAGUGGAGGACCUAAGGAAGCUUAUAACUUCAACCAUAUAUCAGGUGCCUGAGCCCCUGAGGAAGUAGGGGAGAGGUAGCCUGAGCCACAAUUUGACUGAAUAUGUGUGAUGUCCCUUUUCGAAACCAACAUACUUAGCUGCAGAGACCACAGAGGCAGCUCAGCCUGCUACAAUGAGGUCAGCCUUUGCUCAUUCUCAUGCACUGUCAGACCAUCACCCUUUCCUGAUAUAUAUACUACAUUUUUAGUGUUUUUUUUUUAAAGUGAUGCAAUUUUAAUUCCCAGUAACACAUGAAUUCAUUCUCUUUUUAAGAAAUCAGAUUGUAACAAAUAAAGCUAGCCUCAUUUGACUACCAUUCCCCCUCCCUUAACUAUUAUCACAUUUGUUGUAUAUCCAUCUCGACUGUAAGACAUUUACAUAUAUAAGUUCAUUGAAAAUACUGUAUGUCUAAAGCAAAUGGUAUAUUGAAUUGUUCUGCAAUUUGCUUUCUUUGCUUAAUGCUUCUGAAAUCUAUGCAUCUUGCUUAAUGUAGAUUGACUCCAUCCAUUAUAAUCACUAUAUAGAUUGCCAUCAUGUGACUCUACCAGGUCUUAACCUACUUCGCUUGUGAUAGACAGUAAAUCUGUCCUCUCACCCAUCCCCCCCAACCCUCUGGCCUACUACCCAGUUCUUGUAUGCAUAAAUAAAUAAAAGAAAAUCUUUAAAAACAAUAAAAAAGAAUUGAGUAUACUCCUACCUUAAUAGCAGUAUAGAUGAAAUUCAAUGUAUUUGAAGCAAUUUGGUUGGCACCUAGAUCAUCACAGGCCCUAAAAGGCAGUGAUUGCUAUUCUGAGGAAACUGAGGUCCAGGAAGGUUAAGAGACCCAGCUACCAGAUAACAGUCAGGAUUUGAACUCAGGCCCUCUGAUUCAGUCUUGUACUUUUACCACUAUAAAGAGUGGUUAUCAACUUUGGUUUUGCACUACAGAAUCACUUGUGAGGUCUUUUUUCUUUUUAAAAAAGCAAUAUAUAUGCAGGUUAAAGAAUAAAAUAGUACAGAACAGCUUAUAAUGAAAAACAGCAGUUCCUGCUGCAUCCCCACAUCCAAAGGAUGUGGAGCGCCUGUGCUGGUCCCACCCCUGGAAAUGUAAUUCAGUAGGUGUGGAUGAUAAUCUGAAUAACUAAUCCCUACCUGACAGGCUGGAAAGGGUUACAUUAGAUGCCAUGGGCUGAUGCCCUGGUACAUAAGAACAUGAGUGCUACAAAAGACUUAAGUCCUGAGGAUGAGAGACGUGAGAUGAUUUGUCUGAGAUUCCAGGGGUUCAGUGCCCGAUCCUAGACUUCAACGAGAAUCUCCUUCAUGCGUAUCCAGUGUUGAGCCUUUGUGCCACACUGUCGAUAGCAUCACAAAGCAAUGCUAGUUCUGUGAAGGCUACUGUCACAGGAGAGCAGACACCAUGGUGUGUUUCCAAGGGCAGGCAGGAUCUGAGUAGAAUCCUCAGCUGUUUUGGAGGACAUUAUCUUGAUGCCCUUACACUCUGGACCAUGUAACCAUGGUCUAAGGAGUCAAAUUGUGUUCCACAGCAGUGUCUGCUGUUAGUUGGGCACGUCACGCUAGGAAACAAGGUGUUGUGUGCCAGGGACAUAAACAUGAGUCAGGUCUUUAUUCUGCUUAUGAGCAGCUCACUGUUUAGAUGGGGAGGUAAUUCAGGAAACAGCUGUUGACUAUAUGAGCCAUCAGUGUUCUGGUAGUCUGGGAUGUGAGUGACACCUGAUCUGAGUCUUGAGGAACUGGUAGAUAUUAGCCAUUUGAAGAAGUGGAAGGAAUCUGCAGGUAGUGGGAGUAGUACCUACAAAGACCUGAAGACAAGAAACAGCAAAGAAAUUCAGAAAUACUGAAGCAUCAGGUUUCAUGGGGUCUGGAAAGGGGGGCAAAAAAAAUGUAGAUGGGAGGUGAUCAGGAACCAGAUUGGAAAAGGGUCCUAAGAGCCUGGCUGCAGAGUUCAGAUUUGCCUCCUGGGGCAGUGUAGUUCCCAAACUGGCUGUGUACCAGAAAGGUGGGACAUCCCAGGCCACAACUUCUAAAAAUUCAAUUACUGCAACUCAGGUUGGGGCCUUAGGCUCUGGAGUGCUUACAAAGGUCAGCAUAUGACUUUAGGGUACAGCUGGGUUUGGGAGCUAGCCAGAGGCAAUGCAGGAGCCACGGAAUGGUCUUAAGCAGAGGAUACUCUGGACCAGAUGUAAAUUUAAUAACCCCCUUUCUAGCCAGUCAGUGUGGGAAUGGAUUAGCUUAGAUCUUACUGCUGUUUUCUCCCAGACCUGUAGUUUCCCUGUUCUACUUCUUACAACGUAUUAUAUUUGCAUGUUUUGUCUCUGAAUAAGCUGUAAGCACUUAUAAGGGUGGGCCUAUAAGGUUAUCUUAUAAGGUAACCUUAUAACCUUAUAAGGUUAUCUUGAUACUGGUAUAUAUAUCCCCAGCAAAAAAGCACGGUGCCUGACAAAACAGGCAGCCAAUAAAUUGUUGAAUGAAUGCACGUAUAUGUGAGGGAGAGAAUGGAGAUAAAGAGAUUAGUUAGGAAACUUGAAAAGACCAGGAGGUCUGCUAUAGGGCGAGGGUAGUAGGAAUGGAUUGCCAGUGAUAAGGUGUGAACUGUUAAAGGAAGAUGAACUGGACAUGGUGAUUGAUUAUUGGAUGUGCAGGGUGACUGAGGAUAGAAUGAAUACCCAUUAAUAGCCAAGAUUCCACCCUAUCCCCAUUUUCCUUUCUCAUCCUUCUGAAUCCAAAUCUUCCAGCCUCAGCAGCUGGAAUUCCUCAAGUGAGUUAAAUGUGUGCUGUGUGGUCUCCCCUUCCCCCAACCAUUGAUUCAUCCAUCCAGUUCAACAAGUCUUGGCUAACUAAGCACCUCCUGUGUAUAGCAAGGCUCUUCCUAGCCAGGAUCUGACUCCCUCUUUCCUACCUCAAGAGAGAUUGUCAAGGGCUUCCCCAGGUUAGAGUCACAUCCCUUAUACAGUAACUUAAAAAUGAGAUGCCCAGAUGUCAGACUUGUAAGGGAACUUACAGACUGUCCAGCCCCCUCCUGAGGCCCUCGGAGGGGAAGAAACUUGCCCAACGUCCCAUUACUAGGAAUAGGAACCUAAGUUCCCUUCCCAUAUCAUCCCUAGAGCCUUGAUCUCUCCCAUCUCAGAUCAGGGCAGAUAGAGGUGGCCAGGAAGACUUAGGUUGAGCCUUGAAGGUCUAUGUACUGGACAGGCCACGCAAGAAGCUUGCCAAUUACACUGCCCCCUUCUGGAAGCCCUCAGCAAACCUUCCAUGCCCACAGUCCUUAGGGGUUUCUUAAGCAUGAGUUGCCAUGCUCUGUACCAUGUGACCUCAAGUCUGACCACCGAUGGUUGGUUUGGGAUAGCAUCUGACUUGAGGACAGCUCUUUAAGCUGGCCAGUGGCCAAUUAGGUGGACUGAUGUAAAACUCCGCCUUGUAGGGUUCAUCUAUCUUGAAUGGCAAAUGUACGAAACAAUCGGAUCCUUUUUCAGGGAGACUGAGGUGUUCAGAAGAAAUGAACAGUUAAUUAGAAUUUGAUGAGGUAGAAGUGGUGGUAAAUGAGGGGUGCUAGGAACUAAGCAGCAAAAACAGGGAGAAAGCUGCAGAAACCAUGAGACGUUUGUAUCAUGAGAUCAUGGGACCACAAGGCAGCAGAAGCCAUGAAACGGCAAGAUAACAAUGGGCCAAAAGGAGACAGAAGCCAUGAAGCAAUGGGAGCCACGAUGUAGCAAAAGCCACAAGGAGCAGAAACCAGGAGACAACCCUGAAUCUGAGAUCCAUGAAGCAGCAGAAGGCUUGAACAGACACGAUCCAUGAGGCAGCAGAAGUAAGCGAUGAGACCGAAAGAGCCACAAGGUAGCUGGAACUACGUGGCAGCAAGGCAACAGGAAUCAAAGCAGCAGGAAUGACAGACACAAAAAAGUGACAAUACAGAAAAGCCCUGGAUAACAGGAACUGAACCCCCAAAAGCCAGGAAGCUGCAGGAGCCAGGAGGCCUUGAAGGCCAUGGACUAGUGAGGAGGCGAGUAGAAAGAAGGGCGUCAAUAGCAAUAGGAGUAUAAAUACAGCCAGAAAGAAGUUGAGUCACCGUUUUGGGGAUGCACUAGAGAAGGGAGCAACAGAUGCCUGCAGCUGAGGGGGUGAUAAGAUAAGCCAGGCUCUAGAGCUGCUUUGGAUCGUGAACCAUUUUCAAGUUUCUGUUCUUCCAUGAGGCUGCCUGUGUAGCUGUUUUUGUCUUCCUUAUUUCCCUGUGAAUGCUUCAAUAAAUCUCCAUCACUAACCUGAGUGUGUCUGUUCCUUGUA